Molecule: messenger RNA, 1821 nt
Organism: Carassius gibelio (silver crucian carp)
Lineage: Eukaryota; Metazoa; Chordata; Actinopteri; Cypriniformes; Cyprinidae
Product: zinc finger protein 501
Exons: 3
Coding region: 244-1689 (481 amino acids)
Biological process (GO): regulation of transcription by RNA polymerase II
Molecular function (GO): DNA-binding transcription factor activity; RNA polymerase II cis-regulatory region sequence-specific DNA binding
Source: RefSeq, a predicted model, not a curated record
UUUGCCAAACACCAUUAAACCUCAGAGGAAGAAGAUUAGUUACACCGUGGUCCCUGUUGUUUUGUCGCGAUGCAUAUUUAGUACAAACUGUUAGAAAUGUUGUUUCUGUAAAUAGAGAAAUACAGUUUUUGAAUAAGGUCAGUAUAUACCUGUAAUAUUAUCCUUGUAGUCGAGACCUAAGUUUUAAAGCAAGCAGAUAUAUCUGGAGGAGCAUCAUCUGAACUGAGAUCUGCUGCUGUGAAGAUGAUGUUUGUUAAAGAGGAGAGUGAAGAGAACACGAGUGAACCAGAAACUCUGAGAAUAAAACCAGAAACCCGGAGAAUAAAACACGAGGAACCAGAAACCCGGAGAAUAAAACAAGAGGAACAAGGAGAGCUGAUGGAAGAGAACGAGGAGAGUGAAGAACUGAGUGAAGUGGAGGAGAAACACCAUGACAAACCUGGAGAAAAACCUCUGAGCCGCUCUAAGACUAAAAAUAAAUUUUUAAAUAUAAGGAGAGUAAAGAAACCUUUCACCUGCAAUCAGUGUGGAAAGAGUUUCACAGCCAAACAAAGUCUUAAACUUCACAUGAGAAUCCACACCGGAGAAAGACCAUUCACAUGUGAUCAGUGUGGAAAGAGUUUCACAGCCAAACAAAGUCUUAAACUUCACAUGAGAAUCCACACCGGAGAAAGACCAUUCACAUGUGAUCAGUGUGGAAAGAAUUUCAUGCUAAAAUGUAAUCGUAAUGUUCACAUGAGAAUCCACACCAGAGAGAAGCCGUACACAUGUGAUCAGUGUGGAAAAACAUUUCUUUGGGCCUCAAACAUGAGGGAACACCUGUCCGUUCAUACGAAGGAGAAACCCUAUUCAUGUUCUGUGUGUGGAAAGAAUUUUUCACUGCAGCAAAAUUUACAUAGACAUGAGAAAAUACAUAGUGGUGUGAGAGAUUACGUUUGCUUUGAGUGUGGGAAGUCUUUUUUGGUUUCAAACUGUUUAAAAAAGCACCUGAUUAUUCACACUGGAGAAAAACCUUACAAGUGUUCACACUGUGACAAGAGAUUCAAUCGGUCUUCAUACCUGAAAAUACAUGAGAGGAUCCACACUGGAGAGAAACCUUACAAGUGUUCACACUGCAACAAGAGAUUCAAUCGGUUAGGAACCCUGAAAAAACAUAAGAGGAUCCACACUGGAGAGAAACCGAACACAUCUGAUCAGUGCGAAACAAGCACUAUUAAAAGUCACAUGAAGAUCCACGCAGUGAAGAAACCAGAUCAGCACAGUCUUAAAUCACAAGUUGAAGAAAGUGAGAAGAAAGAAGAAUUAAGUGAAUCUGAGGGAAGAAAUCAUGUUAAAACUGGAAAAAAACCUUUGAGUUGCUCUCAAACCAAACGGAAAGAUUUAAAGAAAAUAAGAGCCAAGAAAUCUUUCACCUGCACUUUCACCUGUGGAAAGAUUUUGACAAGCAAAUAUAAUCUUGAUGCUCACAUGAGAGUUCACACUGGAGAGAAACUGCACACAUGUUCACACUGUGGCAAAAGAUUCAGUCGGUCAACACAUCUGAAAAGACAUGAGAUGAUUCACACUGGAGAGAAACCGUAUCACUGCACUGCAUGUGGGAAGUGUUUCAAUAAUUCAUCUAAUCUACACAGGCACACAAAAAACACUUGCAAGUUAUUAUUGCAGCAUGAAUAUUGUGAAGCUAUUUGAAUCUAGCCAAAUGUUUCUAUAUGCAAUAAUUUCAAGACAUUUGUGGCCCUGGAACACGCAUCAGUCAUUUAAAUUGAGAUUUUGUACAUCAUCUGAAAGCUGAAUAAAUUAAAUAAAACAAAGUGAUCGCGA